AUGGUCAUUGAUCAGGAAAAGCUUGCCAAGCUUCAGGCUGCUAGCCGUCAAGGCGGAAAGGGCACACCUCGCCGCAAGGUUGUCAAGAAGCCUAACAAAGGACCUGGCAACGUCGAGGGUGACAAGAAGCUGUCAGCAGCUCUCAAGAAGCUCAAUGUUCAGCCUCUGAGUGGCAUCGAAGAGGUCAACAUGUUCAAGGAGGACGGCAACGUUCUGCACUUCCGAGCACCCAAGGUCCACGGUGUUGGCGCCUCAAACACUUACUGCGUGUACGGCGAAGGUGCCGACAAAGAGCUCACAGACCUCGUGCCAGGAAUUCUGAACCAGCUCGGACCCGACAGUCUGAACAGCUUGCGAAAGCUCGCGGAGAGCUACCAAGCCAUGAAUGCAGCGCAGCAACAGAACUUUGCCGCGGGAGGCAAGGACGACGAUGAAGUGCCCGAUGUGGUUGAGAACUUCGAUGAGGCUGAGAAGGGCGAUGCGAAGGAGGAGCCUGAGGUGGAAAAGCUGGAUUAA
Ceraceosorus guamensis is the source of this 516-nucleotide messenger RNA. RefSeq names its product NAC-domain-containing protein. Gene Ontology annotation, cellular component: nascent polypeptide-associated complex; cytosol. The record is from RefSeq and is a predicted model, not a curated record. The transcript has 4 exons. Bases 1 to 516 code for a protein of 171 amino acids. NCBI's taxonomy places the organism in Eukaryota, Fungi, Basidiomycota, Exobasidiomycetes, Ceraceosorales, Ceraceosoraceae.